This is a messenger RNA of Coregonus sp. 'balchen', 2022 nucleotides long. The record is from the annotation of a GenBank genome assembly. Lineage: Eukaryota; Metazoa; Chordata; Actinopteri; Salmoniformes; Salmonidae.
AUGCUGAGGCUUCAAUCCGUUCUGGCCCUCUCCCUGUCGGGAGUGUUGGCUUUCCUAGGCCUGUGGUGGUACACCUCUCGGAAGAAAGAACAACCCACUGACAAAGAUGACACAAAGGAUGAGACAACCACAGACCAGGAGCACCUGUCCUCCUCCACCGGAGACGGAGGUAUCGGUGUUGUGGAGAGUGGCUACUCCGCUGGGACAGAUGGGGAAAGGCACGCAGUGAGGAAGAGGUCGUUAGUGGAACAGGAGCUUGUUGAUAGUACAAACACACAAGCGGCAGCAAAGCUGGGUACAGUCCCACUCUGCCAAUCACAACCUGAGGAAAUGGUUGUAGCUGCAGGGUGUCUGAGUAGAGGCUUUGAUACUGCUACGUUGAAGCCCGUUACGGAGAGCACUGAGUCUUCAGCUCAAGUACUCCCAGAGACUGCACCUGAGAGCCAAGCCCAGGGGGGACCUGAGAAGGAUAUAGCAUUACAAAGGAAACACCAGCCAUCCUCUGAUGAGGAGCAAGUCUCUAUCUGUGACCCAGGCUCUAACCCUGGUGAGGGUGCAGGCCUAAAGCCACAAGCACUGCCUCUCUCUGAGACACUGGAGGACACUAAAAACAGAACUUUCAACGAAGAGGCGGCAGAGGAGGUUAGACUGGACCCAGAGGGAGAGGUUAGAGAAGACAAGAUUUCAGUGUGUUUUGCAGAGAUGAGGCCUCAAACCGAUCUGGCUGAGAACUGCCUCCUCUCCAAAGACAACCUAUCUAUCCUGCCUGCUGUGGAAGAACCAACCUGUGAGGCAAGUCUACAGGAUGACACCUGUCUGGAUUCCCCCAUCCACCUCCUUACCAGUCAGAUGUCCCCCUCAAGGCAGCCAUUGGGCAUUCUGAGGUCACCUCAGAAGAAAGACCAGUCUGAGGAGUGUAAACUCAGCAGGAGCAACACAGCGGAAAUGAACCAGCUGGCGUCAUGUCUGAUCACCCACGUGGUCUCAGCAGCAGUGAGUCAAGUCCUGAAGGAAAAGAACCUGCUAGAACAUAAUGUUAGGCCUCUCUGUAACAGGGACCCCUUCACAGCCCCAGAUAACAUCUCAAUGGGUAACAGUGAGACUGAAAGCAAGAUGCCUCAUCUAUUGCAGGAGGAUCAGUGUUCAACAACAGGCAUGGAGAACAUAUGUUCAUCUCCUAUAGUCUAUGAGGAUGUGAAACAUGACUGCAGCAGUAGAGCUGAGACUGAGCAGGCAGGGCUAGCAGAAGAAGAUUCUGCAGUAGGUGAUUCUGGCUCCAGCUCAGGUCAGACAGAGGAGCGCUCCAGUGGCGAGGACUCGAGCCCCAAUGUGAGCCCGCAACCACCCAGGGGACCAGCUGAAGAACUGGGGGACACCAGCAUGGCCCUCACUAACUGUCACAGGACGGAGGAGGUGGCCGUUCCAGGUGAGCCACCUCGUAGCAGAUUUUCAAUUUCUCACAAUAUAUCAGUAUCAUUUCUGCCCAAGCUGACCUAUCCCUCUUAUUUCUUAGUGUUACUGUGUAGCUCUCACACACCAGUGUCCUGUUUACACGUGCCAUAUGAGUUCAGGGUUGAUUUUACUGCAGUGAAGAAAUAUCUUUAUUUUGCAAUACUCUAGCCUGCAGCUGCUGGAGUUCCCAUACAGAAUGUGAACCUAGUUUAGUCCCAGUACUAGCUAGACCCCAUACCAUAGUCAUUCUUUACAGCUGCUGAUGCGUGCACAUUCCCCUUUUUGUGUUGCUCAGUAUUUUCAGGUAAGAGAACUCUCGCCAUGCCAGAAUGUCUUCUCUCUCUCCCCUGUUAUUGUUGUAUGUGGGUGUUUUUGUGUGCCGCUGUGUUUGCGAGGUUAUAUUGUGUACACAACACAAGUGACUGUUUUUAGUGACUGAUCCGUACUGCCCUAGGCUCUGGUGUAAACAGCAUGGACUCUGUAGACCGUUACGAUCAGCCAAUUGAAAAAUACAACCAGAGUCACAACAGCAGACAGCCACCGACUGUUUGGGAGAUAGAGGUGCCAAAG